This is a messenger RNA of Oikopleura dioica, 2745 nucleotides long. Lineage: Eukaryota; Metazoa; Chordata; Appendicularia; Copelata; Oikopleuridae. The record is from the annotation of a GenBank genome assembly.
AUGGUCCACGCUCGGGCGAAAUACGAUGGCAACUGCGCAAUCGAAGUGGCAAAACUGCAACACGAUUUCGGCCAAGCAAGGGAGAACGAACACGUAAUCGCUGAGCCAGUUUCAAAGGACGUGGAGCCAGAUCAUCCGGAAGAGUCGGCUGAGCCGGAUAACGUCGCGAAUGAAGAAGGCGAAAGGAAUGUUCCAGACGCAUUUCGAUCGGAAAUCCAGCGGUCGAGAUCUUCUUCUCCUUCCUCAAAUGCUUCUUCGAGCUCUUCUAGUUCUUCCAAAUAUUCCGAAUCUUCUGAUCGCGCUCAGCGAAAAUCGAUCGACGCCGCUUUUCCCGGAGAAGUAGUUUCUGACGAAGAUGGUCACAUGUUUGCACCUUCCUUCGGCGAAGAAGAAGCGGCUUCUGAUGCGGAACCGAGCGACAAAGUGUCGCACGAUGUCGCGUUCAAACCACGUCUCCUCGUUGAAAAAGAAGAAAAUCAAGAAGAACCAAGAAAUCAGGAAAGACAAUUUUCCCCGAAACCAGAAAAUGCUGGAGAAAAUGACGAGCCAAUCAGCGAAUUGACUACUAUCACCAGCCGUUCAUUUUCGCCAGUUCCGGCUUUUGGCGGCUCCCUCAAACGACGCAAGACGGAAAUCUCAGACGCGGAAGAACCGGAAACGAGCAAUGUCGAAUAUGCCCGAAUUCGACAAGUGCCCGAAGAGUCUAGCCCCCGACCGUUUGAAAGCAGUUUCAUUACGCAGAAACAGCCUUACGAGAUUGAUGUCAAUCGAGCCCUUCCGGCGGAGGAGACCAGUUUUAUUCAAGCAAACCCAAUUCUCGAUACAUCCUCGGCUGAGAUCAGAAAAUCUCCAGAAACAAUCAAACCUUCGGUGAAGUUUUCAACUCCUCCAAAACUCAGCAGCUCUUCAAACAGUAGCUCAAGCGACAGUAGCUCUUCUGAUGAAGAGAGAGAUUCGCCUGCGAUUGAAAAUGCGAAAGGAAUUGGACCGGUGGAGACGGAUGUUAUGGAAACUGAACCAAAAGUAAACAUUUCCGUGCGCCACCCGGGCCCUAUUGUCACUUCCUCCAACACUCCCCUGUUCGCGUCUGAACCGUCUUCAUUUGUCGAAAAACCAGUGUCGGAAAUGCUUCAACAAGAACCUUCUUCCCGGCGAGGAUCUCGAGGCCGGGAAAUUGACUCUCAGCCAUCUUACGAACCGAUUCGAAAAGAGUCCGAGGGAACUCGAAAUUUCCUCGUUUCUGGCUCCCCCUCUUCUCGCCGAAGCUCCCGUGGUCGGGAAAUUGACCCAGAGUCAUCAGUCCCGGCGGCGCGCUGGAACGUCCGGCCGGGAGCGGAACUGCCGCUCGAUGCUGGAUCGUCAGAGGAGGCUUCGCUCAAGAAUGAAGCGCUCGAAAAGGUAGCGAAAAAACGUAUCAGCCCGGAACUGCGAAUUGCUCCCGGCUCAGUUUUACGUGUUGAUCCGGAUCGAGUUAUGGACGUGACUGCUGAUUCGCUGCCGAUUGUUCAGCCACGUGAAACGGAAAAACAGUCCGGGCGAGCAGUAUCUUCCGAGGAGGAAAGAGACGCGCCCUUGUCGCCAUCUGAACGAAAACUGCGGAAUAUUUCGCGAAGCAGCUCUCGUGGAACUCUCGGAAGUCAGAACUCGAUCGAUUUGGACGGAGCAGAAAAACGAUCGCGGAAAAGCUCGUUGGACAACGUUAAUCAGGAACGAAGAGACUCUGAUGGCACUAGAAACUUCCUCGUUGCUGGAAAACCGCCGGUGAAAGAAGUGAAGCCAGAGGAAGCCGUCGUCCAGCUCCAGCCGGAGAUCGAGCGCAAACAAAUCGCUCAUCGGGGAUCAUCCUCCGAGCGUCCCGUGAACAACAGCAGUGGAUGCUCACGUUCCCCCGACGCAGCUUUGCAGAUCAACCCGAGAUCAGUUCCGGCGACAUACGAUCAAAAAACCAAUUUCGCCAAAUCUGGCGCUGGCCGUAAUCUACCGCGAGACGCAAAUACGAAAACGUCAACUCAUCCGUAUGAGACGGGCCGCAAGCCGCUGACCUGGGACGAUCUUUACCCAGAAGAUAAGCAACCGGCCAGUCACUUCUUGCCUGAAGAAGCUACUGUGCCUGUCCGACAGAAUAACCCGCUGGAAAAUGAUCUGUCACGCUCGAAAACGCCGGAUUCCGGCAUCAAGUCUCCUCGAUCGCGAGAAAUGAGCCCAAACUCGAUUGAAGUUGAUGAUACCCUUAAAAAAGACAGCACUUUCGAGUUUCGCGAAAACUCUCCACUUACUGGUGGCUCUUGCGAUUCUUGUGGCCGCGAUUUCGCGCAGUGCUCGGGCGGGCGUAUCACUCCGCGGCUUGAAUAUCUCGAGUCCCUGGCCCAGCUACUCAUCUCGAAAGCCGACGAAAUCAAGGCGACGCAGGCAGAACUCAGGGAAAUGGAGAAACUACUCAAAGAUCAUCAAAACAGGCUUCCAAGUUUUGCGUCACCAAAAUUUUUUCUUAAAAAAAUCGAUAACCAGUGGGGCACGCAGACUACUCCCUCGCUGGCUAGAAGAGCUCAUCUGCCACCAUUCGUGCCCCUGAAAAAGACAAUUUCAAAACUGGCAAUCGAAGAAGACGUCGGAAAAGCCGAAGCCGUAGCUAUUGAUUCAACUGACCAAGUGGUUGCUCGUAAGAAAAAGCGCUCCCUAUUCAGCUUCGGACGUAAGAAGGACAAAAAGAACAAGAGUCUCAAGGACAAGAAUCAGACGCUGUGA